AUGAGGGCUCCUGGUCAUGCUAACAAGGUGAAAAAUGUGACGAACCAUGUGAUUGACGGCAAGCGGGGCAUGAUCUACAUUGCAGACCAGAAGAUUUCAAAAUUGACCUUGACAAGCGACAUAAAGGGUCUGAAGCGGGUGCGCCGUGACGCCAGGAAAAACAAGGGGCGUUCGAAGAAGCAAAAGCUGAGGAAGAAGAAGAAGAAGAAGCUUGCUCACAAGAAUGCAAAAUGA
Molecule: messenger RNA, 234 nt
Organism: Triticum aestivum (bread wheat)
Lineage: Eukaryota; Viridiplantae; Streptophyta; Magnoliopsida; Poales; Poaceae
Product: ribosome production factor 2 homolog
Exons: 4
Coding region: 1-234 (77 amino acids)
Source: RefSeq, a predicted model, not a curated record